CCUCGCGCCCCCCCCCCCGAGCAGCAGAGUCGCGCGCCUCCUCCUCGCCGCCGCCGCCGCCGCCAGUCCCCCAGGUGCAUCAGGAGAGGGGACUCCUCAGCCGCCGCCGCCGCCGCCAUGGUUGCCUUAUCGCUCAAGAUCAGCAUCGGCAACGUGGUGAAGACGAUGCAGUUUGAGCCCUCCACCAUGGUGUACGAUGCCUGCCGGAUCAUCCGGGAGCGAGUGCCCGAGGCACAGAUGGGCCAGCCAAACGACUUUGGCCUGUUCCUGUCGGACGAAGACCCAAAGAAAGGGAUCUGGCUGGAAGCUGGGAAGGCUCUGGACUACUACAUGCUCCGCAAUGGGGACACCAUGGAGUACAAGAAGAAGCAGCGGCCCCUCAAGAUCCGCAUGUUGGACGGCACCGUCAAGACCGUCAUGGUGGACGACUCCAAGACGGUCACAGACAUCCUCAUGACCAUUUGUGCCCGAAUUGGCAUCACCAACUAUGAUGAAUACUCUCUGGUAAGGGAGAUAGUGGAGGAGAAGAAGGAGGAGCAGACGGGCACCCUCAAGAAGGACAAGACCCUCCUGCGGGACGAGAAGAAGAUGGAGAAGCUGAAGCAGAAGCUGCACACAGACGAUGAGCUGAACUGGCUGGACCACGGGCGCACACUGCGUGAGCAGGGCAUCGACGACAGCGAGACGCUCCUCCUCCGGCGCAAGUUCUUCUACUCUGACCAGAAUGUGGACUCCCGGGACCCUGUGCAGCUCAACCUCCUCUAUGUCCAGGCCCGUGACGACAUCCUGAACGGCUCCCACCCCGUCUCCUUCGACAAGGCCUGUGAGUUUGCUGGGUACCAGUGCCAGAUCCAGUUUGGCCCUCACAACGAGCAGAAGCACAAGCCCGGCUUCCUGGACCUGAAGGAUUUUCUGCCCAAGGAAUACAUCAAACAGAAGGGUGAGCGCAAGAUUUUCAUGGCCCACAAGAAUUGCGGCAACAUGAGCGAGAUUGAGGCCAAAGUUCGCUAUGUGAAACUCGCCCGCUCUCUGAAGACCUACGGGGUCUCCUUCUUCUUAGUCAAGGAGAAGAUGAAGGGGAAGAACAAGCUGGUCCCGCGCCUGCUGGGCAUCACCAAGGAAUGUGUGAUGCGUGUGGAUGAGAAGACCAAGGAGGUCAUUCAGGAGUGGAACCUCACCAACAUCAAGCGCUGGGCGGCCUCCCCCAAGAGCUUCACCCUGGAUUUUGGAGAUUACCAGGACGGCUACUACUCUGUGCAGACCACGGAAGGGGAGCAGAUUGCCCAGCUCAUUGCUGGCUACAUUGACAUCAUCCUGAAGAAGAAAAAGAGCAAAGACCAUUUUGGCUUGGAGGGAGAUGAGGAAUCCACCAUGCUUGAAGACUCCGUGUCCCCCAAAAAGUCGACCGUUCUGCAGCAGCAGUUCAACCAGGUGAACAAGAUGGAGCACGGCUCAGUGGCUCUUCCGGCCAUCAUCCGCCCGGGCGCUGGCGGGCCUGAGAACUUCCAGAUGGGCACCAUGCCCCAGGCCCAGCAGCAGGUCACCAGUGGUCAGAUGCACCGUGGACACAUGCCCCCGCUGACGUCUGCCCAGCAGGCUCUGACGGGCACCAUCAACUCCAGCAUGCAGGCCGUGCACGCUGCCCAGUCCAACCUGGAGGACUUUGAGACGCUGCCUCCCCUGGGCCAGGAUGCGGCCUCCAAGGCGUGGCGCAAGAACAAGAUGGACGAGUCGAAGCACGAGAUCCACUCCCAGGUGGACGCCAUCACCGCAGGCACCGCCUCCGUGGUGAACUUGACGGCGGGGGAUCCGGCCGAGACGGACUACACGGCCGUGGGCUGCGCCGUCACCACCAUCUCCUCCAACCUGACGGAGAUGUCCAAGGGCGUCAAGCUGCUGGCGGCCCUCAUGGAGGACGAGGGCAGCAACGGGCGGCAGCUCCUCCAAGCAGCCAAGAACCUGGCCGGGGCCGUCUCGGAGCUGCUGAAGACGGCGCAGCCUGCCAGCGCGGAGCCACGGCAGAGCUUGUUGCAAGCGGCAGGCACCGUGGGGCAGACCAGCGGAGAGCUGCUGCAGCAGAUUGGGGAGAGCGACACUGACCCCCGUUUCCAGAUGGUGGAGCACUGGCGUUCCCGGACCCUGCCCGCCCCUGACCCAAAGACGGACAUGCUGAUGCAGCUGGCCAAAGCGGUAGCCAGUGCUGCUGCCGCCUUGGUCUUGAAGGCCAAGAACGUGGCCCAGAAGACAGAGGACUCGGUGCUGCAGACCCAGGUGAUCGCGGCUGCCACCCAGUGCGCGCUCUCCACCUCCCAGCUGGUGGCUUGCACCAAGGUGGUGGCCCCCACCAUCAGCUCGCCCGUGUGCCAGGAACAGCUCAUUGAGGCCGGCAAGCUGGUGGCCAAGUCUGUGGAGAGCUGCGUGGAUGCCUCUCAGGCCGCGACCUCCGAGGAGCAGCUGCUGAAGCAAGUGGGGGUGGCGGCCACAGCCGUGACUCAGGCCCUCAACGACCUGCUGGAGCACAUCAAGCGGCAUGCCACGGGGGGGCAGCCCAUCGGCCGCUACGACCAAGCCACGGAUACCAUCCUCAAUGUCACCGAGAACAUCUUCAGCUCCAUGGGCGAUGCUGGGGAAAUGGUACGUCAGGCUCGCAUUUUAGCCCAGGCCACCUCCGACCUGGUGAAUGCCAUCAAGGCAGAUGCCGAAGGGGAGACAGACCUGGAGAACUCGCGCAAGCUGCUGAGUGCCGCCAAGAUUCUGGCAGAUGCCACGGCCAAGAUGGUGGAGGCAGCCAAGGGGGCUGCAGCCCACCCAGACAGCGAGGAGCAGCAGCAGCGCCUGCGGGAGGCAGCCGAGGGGCUCCGCAUGGCCACCAACGCCGCCGCCCAGAACGCCAUCAAGAAGAAGCUGGUCCACAGGCUGGAACACGCAGCCAAGCAGGCGGCCGCGGCGGCCACCCAGACCGUGGCCGCUGCCCACCACGCCGCCACGGCCAACAAGAACCCUUCGGCUCAGCAGCAGCUGGUGCAGAGCUGCAAGGUGGUGGCCGAGCAGAUCCCGAUGCUGGUGCAAGGCGUCCGUGGCAGCCAGUCCCAGCCCGACAGCCCCAGUGCCCAACUGUCCCUCAUUGCUGCCAGCCAGAACUUCCUGCAGCCCGGCGGGAAGAUGGUGGCUGCUGCCAAGGCCACGGUGCCCACCAUCUCGGACCAGGCUUCUGCCAUGCAGCUCAGCCAGUGUGCCAAGAACCUGGCCGCGGCCCUGGCCGAACUGCGCACUGCGGCCCAGAAGGCGCAAGAGGCCUGUGGGCCCUUGGAGAUCGACUCGGCCCUCAGCUUGGUGCAGAGCCUGGAGAGAGACUUGCAGGAAGCCAAGGCAGCGGCCCGGGACGGCAAACUGCAGCCGCUUCCAGGGGAGACGAUGGAGAAAUGUGCCCAGGACCUGGGGAACAGCACCAAGGCUGUCAGCUCUGCCAUUGCCCAGCUGUUGGGAGAGGUGGCCCAGGGCAACGAGAACUACACAGGGAUUGCUGCCCGCGACGUGGCGCACGCCCUGCGUUCUCUCAGCCAGGCUGCCCGCGGGGUGGCAGCCAACACGGAAGAGCCUCUGGUGCAGGCGGCCAUGCUGGAGUGUGCCGGCGACGUGAUGGACAAGGCCGGCAACCUGAUUGAGGAGGCCCGCAGGGCAGUGGCCAAGCCGGGCGACCCCGAGAACCAGCAGCGCCUGGCGCAGGUGGCGAAGGCCGUGUCGCAGGCCCUGAACCGCUGCGUGAACUGUCUGCCUGGGCAACGGGACGUGGACGCCGCCAUCCGCACUGUUGGCGAGGCCAGCAAGAGGCUCCUGGCGGGCUCCUUCCCACCCAGCAGCAAGAAUUUCCAGGAGGCGCAGAGUCACCUGAACCGGGCAGCCGCCGGCCUGAACCAGGCGGCCACGGAGCUGGUGCAGGCUUCCCGGGGCACCCCGCAGGACCUGGCCAAGGCCUCUGGCAAGUUUGGCCAAGACUUCCACGAGUUCCUGCAGGCUGGCGUCGAGAUGGCCGGCCAGUCUCCGUCCAAGGAAGCCCAGGCGCAGGUGGUGUCCAACCUGAAGAGCAUCUCCAUGUCCUCCAGCAAGCUGCUGCUGGCCGCCAAGGCGCUUUCGGCUGACCCUGCAGCCCCCAGCCUCAAGAACCAGCUGGCAGCUGCUGCCCGGGCUGUGACCGACAGCAUCAACCAGCUGAUCACCAUGUGCACCCAGCAGGCCCCCGGCCAGAAGGAGUGCGACAAUGCUCUGCGGGAGCUGGAGACGGUGCGAGAGCUGCUGGAGAACCCCACCCAGGCGGUCAAUGACAUGUCGUACUUCAACUGCCUGGACAGCGUGAUGGAGAACUCCAAGGUCCUGGGUGAGGCCAUGGCUGGCAUUUCUCAGAACGCCAAGAACAGCAAGCUGCCGGAGUUUGGCGAGUCGAUCAGCACCGCCUCCAAGGCCCUCUGUGGCUUCACAGAAGCAGCUGCCCAGGCCGCCUACUUGGUUGGUGUCUCCGAUCCCAACAGCCAGGCAGGGCAGCAAGGCCUGGUGGACCCCACCCAGUUCGCAAGGGCCAACCAAGCCAUCCAGAUGGCCUGUCAAAACCUGACUGACCCGGCCUGCACACAGUCCCAGGUCCUGUCGGCUGCUACCAUCGUGGCGAAGCACACCUCUGCCCUCUGCAACACCUGCCGCCUGGCCUCUUCCCGCACGGCCAACCCGGUUGCCAAGCGGCAGUUUGUCCAGUCUGCCAAGGAGGUGGCUAACAGCACUGCCAACCUGGUCAAGACCAUCAAGGCUCUGGAUGGGGCCUUCACCCCAGACAACCGUGAGCGCUGCCGGGAAGCCACAGCCCCCCUCAUUGAGGCCGUGGACAACCUGACUGCCUUUGCCGCCAACCCUGAAUUUGCCACCGUUCCUGCCCAGAUAAGCCCCGAGGGGCGCAGGGCCAUGGAGCCCAUUCUCUCCUCGGCCAAGACCAUGCUGGAGAGCUCUUCGGGCCUCAUCCAGACUGCUCGCUCCCUGGCCGUCAACCCCAAGGACCCGCCCAAGUGGUCGGUGCUGGCCGGGCACUCCCGCACCGUCUCGGACUCCAUCAAGAAGCUCAUCACCAACAUGAGGGACAAGGCGCCUGGCCAGCAGGAGUGCGACGAGGCCAUUGACGUGCUGGCCAAAUGCAUCCGGGACGUGGACCAGGCCUCCCUGGCAGCCAUCAGCCAGCAGCUGGCCCCCCGCGAGGGCAUCUCUCAGGAGGCCUUGCACAACCAGAUGAUCAUGGCUGUACAGGAGAUCAGCAACCUCAUUGAGCCGGUGGCCGGUGCCGCUCGAGCCGAGGCCUCCCAGCUUGGGCACAAGGUCUCGCAGCUGGCGCAGUACUUUGAGCCCCUGGUGCUGGCAGCCGUGGGCACCGCCUCCAAGAUGCUCAACCACCAGCAGCAGAUGAACCUCCUGGACCAGACCAAGACCCUGGCGGAGUCUGCCUUGCAGAUGCUCUACACGGCCAAGGAGGCCGGGGGCAACCCCAAGCAAGCGGCUCACACCCAGGAGGCUCUGGAGGAGGCCGCACAGAUGAUGCGGGAGGCUGUGGAGGACCUCAGCGCCACGCUGAACGAGGCCGCCAGCGCUGCAGGGGUCGUGGGGGGCAUGGUGGACUCCAUCACGCAAGCCAUCAGCCAGCUGGAUGAGGGCCCAGUGGGAGAGCCGGAGGGCACCUUUGUGGAUUACCAGACCACCAUGGUGAAGACUGCCAAGGCCAUCGCUGUGACGGUCCAGGAGAUGGUCACCAAGUCUACCACCAAUCCGGACGAGCUGGGCUCUCUGGCCAGCCAGCUCACCAGUGAGUACGGCCAGUUGGCCCAAGAGGCCAAGCCAGCCGCCAUCACUGCCGAGAACGAGGAGAUUGGCUCCCACAUCAAGAACCGGGUGCAGGAACUGGGCCACGGCUGUGCCGCCUUGGUCACCAAGGCCGGAGCGCUGCAGUGCAGCCCCAGCGAUGCCUACACCAAGAAGGAGCUGAUCGAGUGCGCCCGCAGAGUCUCCGAGAAGGUCUCUCAUGUGCUGGCAGCCCUCCAGGCUGGCAACCGGGGCACCCAGGCCUGCAUCACAGCAGCCAGUGCCGUCUCUGGCAUCAUUGCGGACUUGGACACCACCAUCAUGUUUGCCACAGCUGGGACCCUCAACCGUGAAAAUGCAGAGACCUUUGCUGACCACAGAGAGGGCAUCCUGAAGACGGCCAAGGCACUGGUGGAGGAUACGAAGGUGCUGGUGCAGAAUGCCACCGCCAGCCAGGAGAAGCUGGCGCAAGCCGCCCAGUCCUCCGUCACCACCAUCACCCGCCUGGCUGAGGUGGUGAAACUGGGAGCUGCUAGUUUGGGCUCCGAGGACCCCGAGACUCAGGUGGUUCUGAUCAAUGCCGUGAAGGACGUGGCCAAAGCGCUCGGUGACCUGAUCGGUGCUACCAAGGCGGCGGCCGGCAAGUCGGGGGAUGACCCUGCUGUCUACCAGCUGAAGAAUUCGGCCAAGGUGAUGGUCACCAACGUCACGUCGCUACUGAAGACGGUGAAGGCCGUGGAGGACGAGGCCACCAAGGGGACCCGGGCCCUGGAGGCCACCAUCGAGCACAUCCGCCAGGAGCUUGCGGUGUUCAGCUCCCAGGUGCCCCCAGCCAAGACCUCGACGCCGGAGGACUUUAUCCGCAUGACGAAAGGCAUCACCAUGGCAACAGCCAAGGCCGUGGCCGCCGGCAACUCCUGUCGGCAGGAGGACGUGAUUGCCACGGCCAACCUGAGCCGCCGGGCCAUUGCAGACAUGCUGCGCUCUUGCAAGGAGGCUGCCUACCACCCGGAGGUGAGCGCCGAGGUCCGGCACCGGGCCCUGCACUUCGGCAGGGAGUGCGCCGAUGGCUACUUGGAGCUCUUGGAGCAGGUGCUGGUGAUCCUGCAGAAGCCAAGCCAUGAGCUGAAGCAGCAGCUGGCCGGGUUCUCCAAGCGCGUGGCCGGCUCGGUGACGGAACUCAUCCAGGCUGCUGAGGCCAUGAAAGGAACCGAAUGGGUGGACCCCGAGGACCCCACCGUCAUCGCAGAGAACGAGCUUCUGGGGGCAGCUGCUGCCAUUGAGGCUGCGGCCAAGAAGCUGGAGCAGCUGAAGCCGCGGGCCAAGCCCAAGCAAGCUGACGAGAGCCUCAACUUCGAGGAGCAGAUCCUGGAGGCCGCCAAGUCCAUCGCGGCAGCGACCAGUGCCCUGGUGAAGGCAGCCUCUGCAGCCCAGAGAGAGCUGGUGGCCCAGGGGAAGGUGGGGGCCAUCCCAGCCAACGCCCUGGACGACGGGCAGUGGUCCCAAGGCCUCAUUUCUGCCGCCCGGAUGGUCGCAGCGGCUACCAACAACCUGUGCGAAGCAGCCAACGCGGCCGUCCAGGGCCACGCCAGCGAGGAGAAGCUCAUCUCCUCAGCCAAGCAGGUGGCGGCCUCCACGGCACAGCUGCUGGUGGCCUGCAAGGUCAAGGCUGACCAGGACUCCGAGGCCAUGAAGCGCUUGCAGGCUGCUGGCAACGCUGUCAAGAGGGCAUCGGACAAUCUCGUGAAGGCCGCCCAGAAAGCAGCCGCCUUCCAAGACCACGAGAACGAGACGGUGGUCGUGAAGGAGAAGAUGGUUGGCGGGAUUGCCCAGAUCAUUGCCGCCCAGGAAGAGAUGCUGCGCAAAGAGCGGGAGCUGGAGGAGGCGCGCAAGAAGCUGGCCAUGAUCCGGCAGCAGCAGUACAAGUUCCUGCCCUCGGAGUUGCGGGACGAAGGGCAGAACUGAGCCACCGGCCCGGCUGCCGCUGCCGCCGCCGCCGCCACCCGCUUCCUUAUUUAAGGCCCGCCCUUCCCGAGCACGGACAGGCCAGGCCUCCUCCCGUCUGCAGAGGCCUGCCCGCCACCGCCUGCUGCUGCUGCAUCAGCAACUCCUGCUCACUGCACGGGGGGGGAGCUCCUGCAGCCCCCACUCCACGCUCUGGGUGGCCUUUCUGGGGAGGGGGCGCAGCUGGGCCUGGGGCAAAAGCCCCCCCUUCCCCUUCCUGUCAGGAAACUUCCUUGUGCCUUAGCCCUACAGCCUGUUCUGCUCCGAGGGGGCUCUGGAGGGGUCGGUGCCCCCCCCCCCGAGGAAAGUGGCUGCUUUUGGCAGUGAGUGGGCGGGGGGGGGUCCUUCCUCUCAGGUCUCUCGUGCCUUAAUGGAGCGGGGCUGAGCACCCCCACUCCGGACUGGGGGGGGCAGUCCUCCUCCACAGGUCCUGGGGGGAGAUCCCCUCCUUCCUGCGGGUCUCCUCCCCCCCCACCCCACCCCUGCUGCUGCUGCUGCUGCUCCUUCUUAUUAUUCCCAAGUGCCUUCCUGCACCGGGCCCAGAACCGCCCUGCCUGGGUGCCUGCUCCUGCUCCUGCCACCGCCAGCCUCACCUGGAAGCAGGCUCCCCCCCCCCCCCGCUCACUCGCUCGCUCGCUGUGGCUUCUCACCUUUUGUAAUUUUGAUACACGAUUAAGCCGCUGCCUGUGCAAACUCUCGUCAGGGAACCCCAGGCAGGCAGGGAGGGCUCAGCACCCGGCCUUCCUGGAACAGGCUUGGCUCCAAUAAACUGGUUUCCCUGCAA
Hemicordylus capensis (graceful crag lizard) is the source of this 8620-nucleotide messenger RNA. RefSeq names its product talin 1 (gene TLN1). The coding region runs from base 118 to 7797 and encodes 2559 amino acids. The record is from RefSeq and is a predicted model, not a curated record. Gene Ontology annotation, cellular component: ruffle; cytoskeleton; focal adhesion. Gene Ontology annotation, molecular function: structural constituent of cytoskeleton; actin filament binding; integrin binding. The transcript is spliced from 57 exons. Lineage: Eukaryota; Metazoa; Chordata; Lepidosauria; Squamata; Cordylidae. Gene Ontology annotation, biological process: platelet aggregation.